Messenger RNA from Gallus gallus (chicken), 5750 nucleotides. RefSeq names its product coiled-coil-helix-coiled-coil-helix domain containing 7 (gene CHCHD7). The coding region runs from base 91 to 345 and encodes 84 amino acids. NCBI's taxonomy places the organism in Eukaryota, Metazoa, Chordata, Aves, Galliformes, Phasianidae. The record is from RefSeq and is a predicted model, not a curated record. The transcript is spliced from 8 exons.
GUCUUUCGAAUUGGAGACGGGGCUGUCCCCCUCCCGCCUCGGGCUCCCGCGGACGCGGCCGGGGACGGAGCCAGGGUACGAGUGUCUAGAAUGCCCAAGUAUGCACAGCAGCUUAGAGAUCAUGACAGAAAUCCUUGCAUAGCGGAGACAGAUGCCUCUAGAAAAUGUAUGGAUGACAACAACUAUAAAAAGGAUAUGUGUACUGAUUAUUUUUUGAAGUACAAAAACUGCAGAAAAUUCUGGCAUGACAUUAUGAUGCAAAGGAAAAGAAAUGGUGUGAAACCGGAGAUGCCCUCAGCAGAGGAGAGAAAGAAAAUCUUGGAAUCAGUAGAGAAGCCGUACUGACUACAAACUUGCAUUGUUUUACUGUUUUCACUGUACAUACGAAGACUUGUCAGCAGCAGGUUGCCCUCUUGUAAACUGGACUUCACUGUUGCCAUAUCUUGGAUUAAACUUAGCAUUCAUGCUGCUGGGAGAGAGAAACGGAACCCCCUGUUCAGUCAGGGAUUGAUGCCUCUGACAUGGGCAGCUUGCAGGUGUUCUUCUGUGAGCCUUUAGAAGGACACUCAACAUGUGGCAUUGCAAGAACAGUUUCAGCAAACUUUAGGGAGUUGUAACACAGAAGAUUUCAACUUGAUGCCUUACUCUCAUCCUGCUACAGGCUGACUCAGUGCCAGAGCAGAGAAAUCACAUUAUAUCCUGAAGGAAGUAAUUCAAGCGCCUCACCUGGCAAUUCUGCUGAGAUUUGUUCCUUCUGGAUACACAGCCUUUACUUGGAACUGUCGGCUCUCGCCCAAAUUGUUAGUUAGGAGCUUCCCAAAACACAGAUACAGAUACUAUGGGUUCUUGCACUUUCCCACUUGAUGCCUAUUUAGGCCUGAGCUCACCCCCGGACUUUGGAGCCCAGCAGCUCAUGGCUCCAGUUACUUGUAUACAGAAGCAGUGCUGCCAUACAGCUUCAGAACUGAAGCUAGCUUUCACACCACCACUGGUCUUCUAAUGAAGAGAAGGAAAAGGAGGUUACGUGCUGGUAACAUAAGCUGCCUGUGUCCAAACAAUCCAGGAAUUUAUCUCCACCAUUGCACAGGACAGCAGCUACUUAAUAGCACUGUGGUAUUUCAGAUAUUUCAAGACUCUUUGUGCUGUUUUCCACAGGUUCCGUUUCUUCUGACUGCCACUGUUAUGCACUUGUAUGUAUUACAGUGCAGCUUCUCCACUAGCAGUACCUCCACUUGUAUGCCACAAGAGCUUUCCUGUUAAACCAAACCUCCCUGCACCCUUCCUGAAGAGCAAAGUUCUCAGCACAUCAGGGUUAGAAUGGGCAAACAAUCACUUUUCAUUAGAAAUAUCCCACAUGUGCAUAAGCAGUGAGAAAGACAGCUUAUAAAAUUAUUUUCCAUGUUACAACCUUCUCCCUUAUUCAUAUAUCUUGACUGCUUCAAGCAACUUCAUAGAUCAGGAAUUUAGCAGUUUUUCUCUUACCAAAUGAAGGCUUUUAUUUUAUUAUUAUUAUUAUUUUUAAAUUUGUGUAUCUACAGUUUAGGUGGGCGAGUGAAAAACAUAUGCUGCCACAGAAUGCAAAAACCUCAGGAGCCUUCUGGGGCAGCACACGACAAGCAGUUUGUUUCUGGUAUAUUUGCUUUGAUUGUAACACUGAGCCAGAAACCUUUUGAAAUGGUUCCAGAAAAUCAGUUGGCUAAAAAAUAAUUUAGCUCAGUAAGUGGAAGCGUAGCUCUCAUUUUAGCUCCAGAAUGAGAAUAGACUAAUCUGACAGUACAGCUACAGGCCAGCUGAUACCAUCGAGAUUUUGUACCAGUUUUCAUAGAAGGAGAAUUAAAAUGUUUAGCGCAGUAUUUCAAGCAUAGUUCAUUCAUCUCUGCUAUCCAGGAAACAGGAGACAAGUUCCCUAUUUUUGUUUAAUUUGUAGCUUCCAGAUCAAGUGCUUAAACACUGCCGGCGAGUAGCUUAGGGAAAGCACCUUCUUCUUAUGCCCCUUGGCCAUCUUGUUCCAGAUCAUAGGAAACUCAUUUCUCAAAGAGCUGUAUUUGCGUAGCAUAGGACAUCAACUGUACAGAGCGCGGGGAGACCACACAGAACAGCUUGUGUAAGAGUAAGGGUUUGAACCUAAUGCUUAUCCCCUUAACUUCCUCAUUGUCUCUGAACUUAUUCCAAUAUUCUCCAUGUUUGUUAAAAGGUAUGGGUUAAAAAAAAUGGGAAUCUGCCUCGGUAGGAUUGUAUGGAAUAGCUUUUAUUUCACUCUGUAAGCCAAAGCCCCCCAUCUACCUCAGUCAUACCCCUCCCAGAGAGUCAUCAGGUAACAAUUCAAGUAUCUAUGAAGCAGUGCCAUGUGAUCUCUGCAUGCAGCCUCGGACAAGUUGGUCCAGUCACUAACAGGAGCACACAGCCCCAUCACAAGUUAACAGCUGCAGGAACUCAGAGAGACCUGGAAUCAUUGGCAAUUGAUGCAGUAGCACUGCCUCACAUCAGAUGAUCUUUGCAAACCUGGAGGCACAGAGCCACUCCCCAGGCCUACCCUUUGGGGCAAAUAAAUACCUGAAUGAACAGUCAUGCUGCUUUUACGUGCACAAGCAUGGACAGAGCUGGGGGAUGCAGUGUUCAUAAGGUGGUACCUGGGGCAUUCCCCAUAAGGUGAAGAUGAAAAUACUGUGAGAAGGCAGCAAGAAGAAGGAAGCAAGCAUAAGAACAGAGCCUCGAUCAUUCCAUUUCUAAGUAGGGGUAAAAACCUAAGCAACAUCUUCCUUUACUCACAUUUAAGGCAGCUGCCUCUACCAAACUUUCCAAAAUACAGUUGCACUUUGGAUAGCAUUCAAAGCAGACUUGAGUGCCAUGGUGCAACCCAUACACUUCAGCUGUACAAUACCCCUGAUCACGCUGCAUCCCUGCUAACUAGAUAUGGCAGCUCCUUGCUAACACACAACUAUCCUAUGUAAGACAGAGAGCCAAGACACUCAGACCAGGCUUCCACAUUCUGCUCUCAGAACAGAACACCUUUACUGAGUAUCCUAAUGGGGCAGGGAAUGUCAUCUUUCCAGAAUUAUAAGCCUCUCCAUUAUGCAGAGCAGGAAAGGAUACUCCAGGUGUUUGUUUUAGAGCUAGGUAAGCAGAGCAUUAUGCAAACAGUUGACCUGGUUAAGCAUCUUUUUCAAGCAUAAGCACUGUUUCCUGUUUGUUGUUGCAUUUCAUUUCAUUUAUAACUUUAUAUAUAGAGGUUAGGCUGUAGUUCCUUGAAUCACAGAGAGCAUCCCAAAGUGCCUGCUUUCCGUGGACAAAGACCAUUUCCCUUAACUUCCUACAAGGUGGGAAAGGUGGCACUGGAUGUGUAUUUGGCAGCAGAAAAUAUCACUGAGAAAUACACUUCUGCUGUGCAGGGGAGAAAAAGUAAAGAAGGUUCAUACAAAAGUAGGAACUGUCUGCAAACUGUCAUGUUGACAAACAAUCAGUAACAGCAGAAACCAAAAUAGAGCAAAGCAAAGCAGUAACAUGCAAGAGGAUCUUGAAGCAAGUGUGAGCCCAUAUGCAGUUCAUAACCUGAUAAGGAGGAAAAGGCUGUUUCCUCCCAAAUAGGAGAUCAAAAACCCAUAAAAGCUACUUCCCUCUUUCAAAGCCCCAAAUGCCUAACGUUAAGCUAAAUGCUAAGUAAGGGAGUUAAGUCAGAGAAGGCCACAUUCCUUUUGGGGGUGGUGGUGCAACAGGGACACUUUGAACACAUCUUAAGCCAUAGCUCUCAGCAGCCAAAAGCUGCCUUUGUACUGUUGGUACAGGAAAUCCAUAAGGACACCACACACCCAGCACUUUUUGUUUUUCUUCCUAAUGAAAUGUUUUUUGACUUCUGUGUGGCUGAUGAAGUACCCAAAGCAUAUAGUUAGGGAUCACCUGCAUUUCAUUUUGACUUUGAGAUUACAGAAACUACACCGUGCAAAACAGCGCUCCAUACUGCCUGCGUGAAUUUAGUUCACUUGUUAGUUCUUCUUGCACCACUCUGAGUUACUGUGUGUGUAGCUGAACCGCAGGAGAAAAAAAGAAACCCUGGAACAGUUCUGCCUCAUGUUGCAGAGACUGAGGCAGCACACUGAGCUAGGAUCUACUACACAGUACUAAAUAAACAGCAGCAUCAAGCACCCAUUAAUACUAAGGUCUUGCUGCUAAUAAGAACACUUGCAGUGUGGUUCUGCAUCAGCUGCCAGGAGGACAUGCUAUAUCUAAAAUAACAGUAGUGACAGUCUGUUUUCUUCUCUGUGGUUCAGCUGUUAGUGAACUUCUGACAUAAUACUGUAAAGUGAGGGAUCCUUCACAGUGUGGUUACAAGACCCCCUUUACCACCUCCUUGCUCCCAUCUCCCCACUGUCAUUAUCCUUAAUCUAUACUACACACAUAGCCACAUCCUCUAAGCUUGUCCAGAAAGGUUCUUCUGCUGCUUUUCUCCACGGUACUGAAGUGUCAGCCCUCAGGCCCUUAAAACUGAAGGUUGGGUCCCAUCUUCCUCAUUUCAAUGCCCUUCACACCACAGUACUUCCCCCGUCUCCCCCCAUUCAGCUAGAAACUGAGUUACAGGCACGUGGUAAAAUGUGCAGCCACAGAGAUGGAAGGUGUGCAACACAGCCAACACAGAAGGGACUGCUAGUGAUACUAAGGGCAGCUGGCAUUACCACAAGCCAAGAAGAACCACAUUAGCCUCUGACAAGCUCCAAGCCACAUGCAGGCUUCACUCAGAGUUUGUUCUACAGUCAUUUCCACAGAUAGAAAAAACACAGAAGGUUAGAGCUUCUUAAACAGGAGAAAAUAGGUGUGUUACUUCAGCCAACACAUGUUCCUGAAGGCAGCUGAACUUUUUGUUUGUUUUUGUUAAGAAUUCAUCCUCAAGCAAACAUUGACUGUGGAAAUUUUCUAGUCCAACACUUAAGUUUAGCAACAUCUUAAGCAAAUGAGAGCAGGUUGUUACAAUGGAAACUGUUAGGCAGUUUUAGCUUUUGGCAUUUCUACUAGUCCUGCCCAAGAUAUCUAAGCACAUGCCUUAUUUACAAAGCACUUUAGAAAGAAGCCUUCAAGUUAUAUUUAUUAAUUCUGAUCAUGUGUGCUUGCAAAAGUCAAUUUACAGCCAGGGAACUAGUCUAAAUUGACCUCAAGUCAGUAAUUCUUUUCACAAGGUACAAUCUUCAGGGUUUCCUUUUUGCAAAAUGUUUCCAGAAUUUGAAACACUGCUUCAAUUUCAGCAAGCUGUCUUUGUGUACCUCACCAGCAAGUGCUGCGCAAACGUGAAGCCACUCAGCUGAAAUUUGUCAUUGAAAGAGAACCAGCUCUUUUUAUUUUUAAAAGACAAAGGUACAAAAGUCAACUCUAAAAAUCAGAUUCUUAAAACAGGUAGUAUACUCAAUAAAUCAAAUGAAAUCUUUUCUUGACCUGACGUGGCUGAAGCGUAUCAUACAUCACCAACCCCUCGGAAUUGUGUCAAAGCCACGGGUGAGAUACUUUACCUGAUCUGCUACUCUGUAGACUUCCUGCCUUUUGCUGCAGUCACAGAUGUAGGAAUGUAUUCUUACUGCUCCAUUUUCUUCAGCCAGUCUAAGCGUCUCCUUGAGUCCAUCUUGAUUAAUGUCCCAAAGAACCAGCGUGGCUCCAAGUUUGGCAAAUUUUAAGGAUAAGAGUCUUCCAAUUCCACUUCCUGCUCCCGUUAUUAAUACUAUUUCACCACUCACAUUCUUCUUACGUUUAGGCACAAACAAAAACACUAG